Molecule: messenger RNA, 7924 nt
Organism: Carlito syrichta (Philippine tarsier)
Lineage: Eukaryota; Metazoa; Chordata; Mammalia; Primates; Tarsiidae
Gene: CLOCK
Product: clock circadian regulator
Exons: 23
Coding region: 407-2938 (843 amino acids)
Biological process (GO): regulation of transcription by RNA polymerase II; circadian regulation of gene expression
Cellular component (GO): nucleus; CLOCK-BMAL transcription complex; cytoplasm
Molecular function (GO): DNA-binding transcription factor activity, RNA polymerase II-specific; protein dimerization activity; E-box binding
Source: RefSeq, a predicted model, not a curated record
GCCCUACAGACUGAGUUCCCAGAGGGAUUGAAGAGAUCUGACGUGUUCAUUGCUGCAUUCUAUCAAUGCUUGGCAUGUAGGGGAGGCUUCCAAUAAAUGUUGUAUACAUUGAUGAAAAAAAAAUACUGAAGCUGCUGAAACUCCGAAGCUGAUUCUGUCACACUGUAAGAUGCCUUUGAGAAAUUCUUCAGUCUUCUUAGAUGAAUCUUUAGAACUCCAUAAAUUUCACUAGACACCUUCAAUCUUCAUUUUGAGCUCAGAGUGACCACCCAUUUAGCCAAUAUCAAGAACAAGAUAUAGGACAUUUCCAUCAAUCCAGGAGUCUCCUUCAUGCCCUCUGACAGUUACUACACAUUCCCAAAGGAGAAGUACAAAUGUCUACCACAAGACGAAAACGUAGUAUGUUAUGUUGUUUACCGUAAGCUGUAGUAAAAUGAGCUCGAUUGUUGACAGAGAUGACAGUAGUAUUUUUGAUGGUUUGGUGGAAGAAGAUGACAAGGACAAAGCAAAAAGAGUAUCUAGAAACAAAUCUGAAAAGAAACGCAGAGAUCAAUUUAAUGUUCUUAUUAAAGAACUGGGAUCCAUGCUUCCUGGUAAUGCUCGAAAGAUGGACAAAUCUACUGUUUUGCAGAAGAGCAUUGAUUUUUUACGAAAACAUAAAGAAAUCACUGCACAGUCAGAUGCUAGUGAAAUUCGACAGGACUGGAAACCUACAUUCCUUAGUAAUGAAGAAUUUACACAGUUAAUGUUAGAGGCUCUUGAUGGUUUUUUUUUAGCGAUCAUGACAGAUGGAAGCAUAAUAUAUGUUUCUGAAAGUGUAACUUCAUUACUUGAACAUUUACCAUCUGAUCUUGUGGAUCAAAGUAUAUUUAAUUUUAUCCCAGAAGGGGAGCAUUCAGAGAUUUAUAAAAUACUCUCUACUCAUCUGCUGGAAAGUGAUUCAUUAACCCCUGAAUAUUUAAAAUCAAAAAAUCAGUUAGAAUUCUGUUGUCACAUGCUUCGAGGAACAAUAGACCCAAAGGAGCCAUCUAUCUAUGAAUAUGUAAAAUUUAUAGGAAACUUCAAGUCUUUAAACAGUGUAUCCACUUCAGCACACAAUGGUUUUGAAGGAACUAUACAACGCACACCUAGGCCUUCUUAUGAAGACAGAGUUUGUUUUGUAGCUACUGUCAGGUUAGCUACACCUCAGUUCAUCAAGGAAAUGUGCACUGUUGAAGAACCCAAUGAAGAGUUUACAUCUAGACAUAGUUUAGAAUGGAAAUUUCUAUUUCUAGAUCACAGGGCACCACCCAUAAUAGGAUAUUUGCCAUUUGAAGUUUUGGGAACAUCAGGCUAUGAUUACUAUCAUGUGGAUGACCUAGAAAAUCUGGCAAAAUGUCAUGAGCACUUAAUGCAAUACGGGAAAGGCAAAUCAUGUUACUAUAGGUUCCUGACCAAAGGGCAACAGUGGAUUUGGCUUCAAACUCAUUAUUAUAUUACUUACCAUCAGUGGAAUUCAAGACCAGAGUUUAUUGUUUGUACUCACACUGUAGUAAGUUAUGCAGAAGUUAGGGCUGAAAGACGACGAGAACUUGGCAUUGAAGAGUCUCUUCCUGAGACAGCUGCUGACAAAAGCCAAGAUUCUGGGUCUGAUAAUCGCAUAAACACAGUCAGUCUCAAGGAAGCAUUGGAAAGGUUUGAUCACAGCCCAACCCCUUCUGCUUCCUCUCGGAGUUCAAGAAAAUCAUCUCACACGGCAGUCUCAGACCCCUCCUCAACGCCCACAAAGAUUCUGACAGACACGAGCACUCCGCCCCGGCAGCAUCUGCCUGCUCAUGAGAAGAGGACUCCAAGGAGGGCAUCAGUUAGCAGUCAGUCCAUCAAUUCCCAGUCUGUUGGUUCGUCAUUAACACAGCCAGUGAUGUCUCAAGCUGCAAAUUUACCAAUUCCACAAGGCAUGUCCCAGUUUCAGUUUUCAGCUCAGUUAGGAGCCAUGCAGCAUCUGAAAGACCAGUUGGAGCAACGGACACGGAUGAUAGAGGCAAAUAUCCAUCGACAACAAGAAGAACUGAGAAAAAUUCAAGAGCAGCUUCAAAUGGUCCAUGGUCAGGGGCUGCAGAUGUUUUUCCAGCAGUCAAACCCUGGACUGAAUUUUGGUUCUGUUCAACUUUCUUCUGGAAAUUCAUCUAACAUCCAGCAACUUGCACCUAUAAAUAUGCAAAGCCAGGUUGUUCCUACUAACCAGAUUCAAAGUGCAGUAAACACUGGGCACAUUGGUACAACCCAGCACAUGCUACAACAAACUUUACAAAGCGCUUCAACUCAGCAGAGUCAACAAAAUGUCCUGAGUGGGCAUAAUCCGCAAACAUCUCUUCCCAGUCAGACACAGAGCACUCUGACAGCCCCGCUGUAUAACACAAUGGUGAUUUCUCAGCCUGCCGCUGGAAGCAUGGUCCAGAUUCCAUCAAGUCUACCACAGAGUAGCACCCAGAGUGCUGCAGUGACCACACUCGCUCAGGACAGACAGAUAAGAUUUUCUCAAGGUCAGCAACUUGUGACCAAAUUAGUGACUGCUCCUGUGGCUUGUGGGGCAGUCAUGGUCCCUAGCACCAUGCUCAUGGGCCAGGUGGUGACUGCAUACCCCACCUUUGCCACACAGCAGCAGCAGGCUCAGACGUUGUCGGGAGCACCGCAGCCACAAGGUUCUCAGGAGCAGCAGCUCACGGCGGUGCAGCAGCCUCCCCAGGCCCCGCUGGCCCAGCCUCCACAGCAGCUUUUACAGACUUCUAGGUUGCUCCAUGGCAACCCUUCAGCUCAGCUCAUCCUCUCCGCUGCAUUUCCUCUGCAGCAGAGCCCUUUUGCUCAGUCACAUCACCAGCAACACCAGUCUCAGCAACAGCAACAACUCAGUCGGCACAGGACUGACAGUCUGACAGAUCCCUCCAAGGUUCAGCCAUAGUAGCACACACACAUCCUCUCUGAUGUCAAGGGAGGAAGAGAAUGACCCAUAAAGAGUUACUCAGAUGACCUGAGAUGCGGUAUUGAGUGUUCUAGUUCCUGGAAUUAGUUGGCAGAGAAAAUGCCGCCAGUGCUACAGAUGAAUAUUCCAUACCAGCUUGCAGAAGAUGAUCAUAGGUACUUAGCCAGUUCUGACAGUGUUUAGUUGCCCAGGUAUUUUUUGAUGGAAAAUGGAUAUAUUGCCAAAUGUUAAGAAACUCAGCUAUGAAACGACCUCCAGUGAAUCAGAAAGGCACUAGCAAUGUUAGUAACUUUCAGUGGUUCUGUGCCUGUUAUCAAGUGUUACAGAGGACACGCCACUGCCAUGUCAGGGGUUUGCUUACAACGAUGCCAUGAAGACAGUCCACGAGACUCAGUAGCCUCCUCCCUCUUCAGAUAAUGAUGGAACAGUAAUUACUUUCAGAAUGUUAUGUGGGUUCAAAUUCUCUAUGUACAGAUGCUGUAAAAAUAUGUAUAUGUCCGGAUAAAAGGAGAGAAAGCAAAAUAUUUUGUAUGCUGCAUGAAAGCAUUAUCCUUUCCUUAUAGGUAUGAGUACAUUUCCUUAGAUUCUGACACCAUGUGCAAACUGAUACAUCCUCUGUUUUCCUUUUGUUUACAACACAGUAGUGUUCGCUUCACUUUUCCGGGGCACAAGUCUUUUGUUCAUACUUUGGCUGUGAUGUCACAGUUUGUUCAGUGAGGUAUGAUGUGCUGCUGGGAAUGGAUUUUUUUUCAGGUUAACUUAUUGAUACAACAGGAUUUUCAAGCUAUUCAAAAAUAUCCCUCAUUUCAUUAUUUUUCAAUUAUGUUUGAAAAUAGAAUUUGCACUGCUUUUUUUUUUUUUAGAUGGUUGGGAGUUUUGAUCAUGUAUUUUAAUAUAGUUGUUAGUUGGAAAUAUUUGUAUAAAUGGUUUUCAACAAGCCUGAAAGUAAUUUCAAGAAUGUUUCAGUUAUAGAGGUAAAAUUUGCACACAAAACAUCUUAGGCACUUUUUAACAUUCUCAAUGGUGGGAAUUUUAACUUUUAGGAUUUGUUGGAAUCUUUUUUAUUAUCCUUCAUGAUUUCAGUGCUUCUUUUAGUGAGAAAUGAUUCAGGGUUAUUUGAGGGGGGGAAAAAACCCAUAGUGCCUUGAUUUUAAUUCAGGUGAUAACUCACCAUCUUGAACUCAUUGUCUGGUUUCAGUAGUAGUUUUGAAACCUUAGUACAUUUUUAACAGCAUGUGGGUAUCAGUGUCAUUAUUAUUCUAAGUUCCUUUGAGGACUGCUAUCAGUCUCUUGGACUGGCGGUACAAAUAAUUUAGGUAUAAAAGAUGACAACCUAACACUAUCACAGUCAUUAAUGUAAUCACAGAAUUGUUUCCUAAAUGAGCAUUUUUCUUUACAGCUAAUUAUACAUUUAGGAAUCACCAGUAAAUGUUUGCUCAAUAUGAUCUUGAUAUUCCUUCAAAGAAAAAAGAAGGGGUAGGAAUUUGGCUUUGCCUUCACUACAGCACUAGAAUAUUGUAACUCCCAUACUUUCUAAACAUGAACUUAAGAUUUCACUUGGCAAUAUCACAUUCUAAAGGUAACAAAUCCAGAUGCCAGUUAUGUACAUUUAAAAAGCAUUUUACAGAUUUUUAUUGUACUAAUGAAAUGUACAGCUUCAGAACAAAAGAUUAAUGGAAAAUAUCUUAUUGGAAUAUGAAAAAUUAUUACUGAGGUAAGGGAGGACAAGCAUAGUAAAUUGAAAUUGACCAUAAAAGAAAAUGUGUAACAGAGUUGAGGUUGUCAAACAGAAAAUAUUUUGAGCAAUGGAAAUAACUUAAUGUAGAGGUCGGGAACACUAGUCAACUCUUAAGACAUCUCUGUCCUCAGCAUUACAGUCAUCCUUAAGGGAUACACUUGUCUUUCUGUAGAAAACUAUACCUGGCCACAAUUAAAUUUGAAAAUUUAUAUUGAAUUAGAAAACAACCAAAGAAAAUCAAUACCUAACCUUUUACAAAAGAAGCAUGACUAGAUGCCAGUCAGCAAGUAACAUAUCAAGGAGCUCUUCUAAACUAGAUGACCAUCCAGAAGCGAUUCCUGACGUUACCAUGAGUAUCAGGAGGAGUUGUCUUAGUAUGUGUGUGCUUGAGCAUACAUACACGUGUAGACUAAAUGGAUGUUGUAGACUUGGGCAGUAGCAUUGUUUUUCUCCCCUUUCCAAUUUGCCUUCUUGACCUCAUGCCAUUCCAUAUUAAUCUGAGUUGUGCCUCAUUUAUUUGUUGGCAAUACCUAGUGAUAUGGAUUAGCUAACAAAAGAUGUGAAGAACAAUUAUACUAAGGCUUGUCCUCCAGACACAUUAUUUAAAAGAAAGAUGGGAAGCUGUGGGUACUAGUACUUAGGUGAACUGAAGCAAAGCAUGAGGCAAGCCAAAGUGCAUCCAUAAAUUGUUCAUUUAGUCACAUUCUCCUACCCCAGCCCCUUCGAGUAUUCUCCAUCCUCACAAAUAUCUGGAAGAGAAAAUUAGAAAUUUCCUUUAUAAUUCUUGUUCUUCACAGCUUGUCCUUUUCCUGCUUGGAAUUAACGAUUGCUAAUUUAAGGAGCAGCAAGCUGCUUUCCCCUCCCUGUCAGUCUGAAGUGUUGUGUUGGAAGAGGCAGCAAGUCCCCCUUGCCAUUGUUGCCCUCCUGGUUCUCUUGAAUUUGGGUCGCAGAGCUGCCCCGACCCAUCCCCGUGAGACUUGAGCAUUCAGAUGAAGAGGCAGCAACUGUCUGUCCUCCAUUCAUUUCUGUAGCCAAAGUUGUUUAUUAAAAUCCCAAAUGUAAAUCCUGAAAAGAUACCAAAUAGAAACACCUUUCAGCUUCUUAAAAAAUCUUAUCUUCCUCUGCUUUACUUUCUCAAGCAUUCAGUUUUUCCUAAAACCAUUUAUUCUGGAUGGCACUUUUUAGGUAAGAGGCUGUUGAGGUGAUGGAGAAGUUCCGGCUGCUCUGUGGGCCUGAACUUGCUGUGGACUCAGGGCACUGGAUGAGUCAGCGGUCACACAUGCAAGUGAGAGCUGCAAGGGGUCGGUGGGGUUGCUGCUGAGAGUGGUAGCAAACCACAACCUUGACACCUAUAAGUACUCCGUUUUUUUAGUGGAAAAUGUGGGAGGAGCAGAUGGAAGGGUGGAAGGAACAUGUAAGUAAAUUCUACAGUUCUGCCUCCAAACAGCCUGUUGGUGGGUCACUUUGGAGUGCAGUGCUCUCCUUUGUCGCCUACAUCUGGCUUCGGAAUGUACUCGUAAUCGAAAGGUGCCAGAGAUUUUGAAUAGUUUAGAAUACUCAGUGCACAAUAGUGAACAUGUUUGGAUUCUUCAGAAGUGCUGCAGUUGUUGGUCAUUGCCUUAAAGCAGUCUGCUUGAAGCCAGGCACGCCAGCUUGCUAGAGGGGCAUUGCGCUGAGGGAAGACAAGCCCUGGUUCAAGAAGCCUUAGAAAGGGACCCUCAAAACAGUGCUCAACACCGGCCAGUGAGCCUUCUUUUAAACUGGAUGUUACUCAACGUGUUCUAAAAUGUUUCCACUACAUUGAGGCAAACUUUUUACAAGUGGAAUGCAAGUAGUAUUUUACUUUACUAUUUCUGCUUUUUUCUGUUUCUUUUGUAAUUGAAAGUUUGUUGAUGAACAUUUGUGUAAAGCUCAUUCAAGUUGAUAGCCUUUCCAAUAUCUGUGGCCCUGUUUCUCGUCUCACGGGAGUCCGUGUUGGAAGGUAUAAACACUGGAUAUUAAUAUUGAUGAGCAAGCUUAACCAGGAGUAAGCUGAUCGGAAUUUUUGAAUGAUUGAGAAGAAACAGCACAAAGGCACUUGCCAUUUUAAUAGUGAUUGAAGAAUCUUUUAAGUUUGUUUGGAUUGGGUAAGCAUUCUUCCAAAAGGAGCUUUCUGAAUUGCAAAGGAAAAGAGUUGACUAUUUUUAUAGCAUAUUUAAUAUAUUUGUAUAUAAUGAGGAGUAUAGUAGGAACCCUCCAUAUGCCUCCCCCUUUUCUAAUUUACCCCCCCUUUUGCCAUCGCCCUAGUUUAGCCUCAUCCGCGUGGGUGACGUGCCUAUUGUCAGCCUACCAAAAGAUAGCGCUGCUGCUUUUUGAGACAGGUGAGAAGACCCAAUCUCAUGCCUGGGGAUCCUUUAUGGGAAGAAUAGCACACACUUUUAAAACAACAUAACCACAGUCUAAAAGCAUCAUGUUGAGACUUAACAAGCACUUUAUUGCAAUUAUUCAUUUUGAUAAAGUUUAUUAUCUUAGGCAUUAACCAUUUCUAAAGGAUCCCCAAAUCAUCACUUAGGUGAGAUUAUAAAAUGACACAUUUCUGAGAAAUGUUUAGAUCCAGUGAACCGUAGUAGGUUUAUGGGAGUGACUUCAAGGUAGCCAAAUGAACUUUAACUUUUGUUUUGAAUGUGGUGGAGUCGAGAUUGUAGAUGCCUAGUUCCAUUUAAACACUAUUGUAAACCUAUCUUGCCUAUUGUGUGGACACCAAAAGAGACCAAUGAGCCUGUUUAUUUUCAGAGGUCUAGGAAAAUCACAUCCAUGUGAGUAGAUGUACAAAACGAAUCCAAAAGUGAUUGGUAGUAUUAUUUUAGAAUACAGUAAUUUCAAGAAUUAUUCUGAGUGUUUUAAAUGUGCCCUGAAAUGUUGGCAUGUCAUUUUAGUGUUUCCAUUUGAAUUGCUCUUGUAAUAUUUUUGCACAAAAACGAUUGAGAAAAAGACUACACUUUGGUUAAAGAAAAAACAGUAUAAUUUGGUCUUGUUUUAAUGUCUCUUGUGGAAACACUGGAGAUGAAUUUUGUUGGUACAGUUAUUAAUUCGGGAUAUUUUAAAGUAUUGAACAGCUCACAAGUAAUUAAGCAAACUUGGAUAUUUAAAAAUUAAAACUUUUUUUCCAUGUGACUGUUUUGCAUAGUUUUUUCCCCUAUCAUAACACUACAUUCCUUGUUCUUCUUAAAUAAUACCUUGCAGGUUUU